AUGACUACAGAGCAAAAAGGGGAAGGGCCAGAGGAUGUUGAUACUAUUGGGGUCUAUGUUGGAAAACGUAAUCUUGCUGGAGAUAGACAUGGCGAAGGAUGGGCUAUAUUACCUAAUGGAGAUUUUUACGAAGGCUGCUACUGUCGCGGCAUGAGGAGUGGAAAAGGCUUGUACAUUUUCAAGAAUGGUGCUCGCUAUGAAGGGGAAUGGCGUCGGGCCAUGAAAUACGGCGUAGGGCGCAUGGUGUACCCAGAUGGCUCCAGCUACGAAGGUGACUGGAGACAUGAUCUCAAGCAAGGGUUUGGAGCUUAUUAUUACCCCAAUGGUGACAUUUACGAAGGUGCCUGGUUCAAGGGUAAAAGACAUGGACUGGGAACCUAUUUGUUUGCUGAGUACCAGAUUAAAUUCAUGGGGACUUGGCUGCAAGGCGUCAUUCAGGGUCCAGGGCAAAUUAUCUACCCACGUUACCGCUAUCAUGGUUCCUGGUUGAAAGGAAAGCCUAAAGGCACUGGAUGUUUUGUUUUUGACACUAGUUGUAUGCAACAUGGAUUUUAUUUGCUUAUAAAAGAUCCAGCCUUAGAAGAGUUAGGAGAGGGCGAAGAAGAGAAAGAUGAAAAUAAGGAAGAAAAACUUGGCGAGGAAGAAGAAGAAGCGGAGAUAGAUGAGACGUAUGGUAAAAUAUCAACAUGGCGAGCCCGCAACGUGACAGCAUACAUGGCUGAGUUCCUACCGCCGGAGCCAGUUCCUCUUCCCGUCUGCGAUUCAAUUCCAUCCCUCACUGACGAAAGUAUUGAAACCGACGUCAUGGUCUUCGAGCCUCCUUAUACAAUGCCUGAAGACGAAGGUGGAGACGAUAAUGAUUCUUGGUUACUGCAUAGACAAAAGUUUUUAGAAGAACCUGAAGUAAAGGCGGAUUAA
This is a messenger RNA of Arctia plantaginis, 918 nucleotides long. NCBI's taxonomy places the organism in Eukaryota, Metazoa, Arthropoda, Insecta, Lepidoptera, Erebidae. The record is from the annotation of a GenBank genome assembly.